AAAAAUGACAUAAAGUUCCUCAAUCUUUGGAGAAAGAUGAUGAUUCUUACAGAAAAAACUAAUAAUACCUUCCUAAAUUACUUUGUCCUGUUCGUUUGGGGUAUUUUGUUGAUGGAGGUUGGUUUAGGACAAAACCAAAUACGUGAAAUCAAAGUAGGAGUAGUUCUUGAUCUCCAAACCAACUUUUCCAAGAUCUGCCUCACUGCCAUUAACUUGUCCUUGUCCGAUUUCUACAAGAAUUAUUCUAAUUACAGCACAAGACUUGUGCUUCAUGUCAGAGAUUCCAUGGAAGAUACUGUUCAAGCUUCAGCCGCAGCCUUGGACCUAAUCAAGAACGAGCAAGUGAGCGCCAUCAUCGGACCAAGAAACUCUAUGCAAGCAGAGUUUAUGAUCAGACUGGCCAACAAAACUCAAGUACCAACCAUCACAUUCUCUGCAACAAGUCCUCUUUUAACAUCCAUCAAAAGUGAUUACUUCGUUCGAGCCACUAUCGAUGACUCAUACCAGGUCAAAGCCAUUGCAGCCAUUUUUGAAUCCUUCGGAUGGAGAAGUGUCGUCGCAAUUUAUGUGGACAACGAGUUAGGUGAAGGAAUCAUGCCUUACUUGUUUGACGCUUUACAAGACGUGCAAGUCGAUAGAAGUGUGAUCUCCCCGGAGGCUAACAAUGAUCAAAUUGAAAACAAGCUUUAUAAGCUCAUGACGAUGCAGACAAGGGUAUUCAUUGUCCACAUGGCCUCAAGUCUUGGAUUCCGAGUUAUACAGAAAGCUAGAAAGAUCGGGAUGAUGGAGGAAGGAUAUGUAUGGUUACUGACCAAUGGAAUGACGAAUAUGAUGAGACAUAACGACCAUGGUCGUAGCUUGGAGGGUAUGCAUGGCGUGUUAGGGUUGAGGAGCCAUGUCCCAAAAACAAAAGAGCUCAAAGAUUUUGGCUUGCGAUGGAAGAAAAAGUUCGAAAAGGAGAAUCCAAUGAUGGGGAAUGAUACAGAGCCAAAUGUUUUCGCGCUAUGGGCAUAUGAUUCAAUCACUGCAUUGGCUAUGGCUGUUGAGAAAGCAACCACAAAGAGCGUGCGGUAUGAUAAUCCAAUCGCAUUAGAAAAUAGCAGGACAGAUUUGGGGACCCUAGGGGUCUCUCGCUACGGUCCAAGUCUUUUAAAGGCUCUCUCGGAUAUAAGGUUCAAUGGUUUAGCUGGAGAGUUUAACCUUAUUGACGGGCAGCUUGAGUUAUCAAAGUUUGAAAUCAUCAACUUUGUAAGAAAUGAAGAGAGGGUUAUCGGAUUUUGGACACCGAGCAAUGGACUUGUGAAUGCAAAAUCAAACAAAACAAUAUUGUUUUCAUCAAAGGAGAUGUUUGUGUCAGUGAUUUGGCCUGGAAAUUCGACAGUUGUUCCUAAAGGUUGGGAGAUUCCAACGAAAGGGAAGAAACUAAGAGUGGGCGUUCCAGUGAAGAGAGGCUUCUUAAAUUUUGUGGACGUAAAAAAAUAUUCUACCACAAACGCAGUGACCCCGACUGGUUUCUCUAUUGACGUCUUCAAAGCUGCCCUUAAAGAGUUGCCUUACUCAGUCAUUCCUCAAUACUUUGCUUUCGGUUCUCGAGAUCAGAGCUAUAACACUAUGGUCGAACAAGUCUAUAAUGGGAGGUACGACGCAGUUGUGGGAGAUGUAACCAUCAUAGCAAAUAGGUCAUUGUAUGUUGAUUUCACGUUACCGUAUACGGAAUCUGGAGUAUUUAUGUUAGUGCCGAUGAAAGACAGUAAGAACAAGAACACAUGGGUGUUCCUCAAACCUUGGAGCUUAGACCUAUGGGUCACUACUGCUUGCUUUUUUGUCUACAUUGGAUUUAUUGUGUGGAUUUUAGAACACAGAGUCAACACCGACUUCCGUGGACCACCUCACCACCAGAUCGGCACCAGUUUCUGGUUCUCCUUCUCCACUAUGAACUUUGCCCAUCGAGAGAAGGUGGUGAGCAAUUUAGCGAGGUUUGUGGUGAUUGUGUGGUGCUUUGUGGUGCUUGUGCUCACUCAAAGCUACACAGCGAAUCUCACCUCUUUCCUUACAGUACAACGGUUCGAACCAGACGUCAUAACUAUGAAAGAUCUCAUAAAAAAUGGGGAGAACGUAGGGUACCAACUCGGCUCAUUUGUGCAUGAACUUUUAAAAAGUCAAGGAUUUCUUGAAUCUCAGCUCAAGCCUUAUAAUACUUCUGAGCAAUGUGACGAGCUUUUGUCCAAUGGGACAUCAAAAGGCGGUAUUGCAGCAGCUUUCGACGAAGUGGCCUACCUUAAAGUUAUCCUUUUUCAGUUUUGCUCUAAAUACGCCGUGGUUGAACCUUCUUUUAAGACUGCUGGUUUUGGCUUUGUAUUCCCAAAGAAUUCGCCUUUGACGGGCGAUGUCUCAAGGGCGAUCUUGAAUGUGACUCAAAGCGAAGAAAUGAAACAAAUCGAAAAUAAUUGGUUCAGGAAUCAGAGUUGUCCUGACACAGACAACACUUUGUCGUCCCACCGUCUCAACCUUAGUAGCUUCUGGGGUCUAUUUUUAAUAGCAGGCCUUGCUUCAUUUCUGGCACUUCUCGUCUUCAUAGCCAACUUCUUGUACGAACAUAGGCAUACGCUACAUGAGGAGUCAGAAAUUUCCUUUUCCAGAAAACUAACAUUUUUGCUUAGAAACUUUGAUGAAAAAGACAGAAAAUCGCAUAUGUUCAAGGAGAGGGCAAUUCAUAAUGUUGGUUUAGGACAAAACCAAACAACUGAAAUCAAAGUAGGAGUAGUGCUUGAUCUCCAAACUUCAUUUUCCAAGAUCUGCCUCACUUCCAUUAACAUAUCGUUGUCCGAUUUCUACAAAUAUCAUGCUGAUUACACCACAAGACUUGCAAUUCACAUCAGAGAUUCCAUGGAAGAUGUUGUCCAGGCCUCAUCUGCAGCCUUGGACCUAAUCAAGAAUGAGCAAGUGAGCGCCAUCAUCGGGCCAAGAACCUCUAUGCAAGCCGAGUUCAUGAUCAGACUCGCCGAUAAAUCUCAAGUACCGACCAUCACAUUCUCUACAACCAGCCCUCUUAUGACAUCCAUCAACAGCCCUUACUUCGUCCGAACUACUUUCGAUGACUCAUCCCAGGUCAAAGCCAUUGCGGCCAUUGUCAAAUCCUUCGGGUGGAGAAACGUUGUUGCCAUUUAUGUGGACAACGAAUUCGGAGAAGGAAUAAUUCCCUACUUAACUGACGCUUUACAAGACGUGCAAGCUCUUGUAGUCAAUAGAUGUUUGAUCCCUCAAGAAGCUAAUGAUGAUCAGAUUCUCAAGGAGCUUUAUAAGCUUAUGACAAUGCAGACGAGGGUAUUCGUUGUCCACAUGCCACCAACUCUCGGAUUUCGGCUUUUUCAGAAAGCUAGAGAGAUUGGUAUGAUGAAGGAAGGAUAUGCAUGGUUAUUGACAGAUGGAGUGAUGAAUUUGGUGAAAUCUAAUGAACGCGGUAGCAGCUUGGAGAAUAUGCAAGGGGUGUUGGGUGUAAGGAGCCAUAUCCCCAAAUCGAAGGAGCGAGAAGAUUUCAGAUUGAGAUGGAAGAAAAGGUUUGAUAAGAAGGGGAAUGAUGAAGAGCUGAACAUUUUUGCAUUAAGGGCAUAUGAUUCGAUCACUGCUUUGGCCAUGGCCGUAGAGAAAACCAGUAUAAAGAGCUUGCGGUAUGAGCAUCCGAUCGCUUCUAGAAAUAAUAAGACAGAUCUAGCGACCUUCGGGGUCUCUCGCUACGGUCCAAGUCUUCUAAAGGCUCUUUCGAAUGUAAGAUUCAAAGGUUUAGCCGGAGAUUUUGAACUCAUUAACGGGCAGCUCAAAUCAUCAGUGUUUGAGGUCAUCAAUAUCAUUGGAAAUGAAGAGAGAAUUAUCGGAUUCUGGAGACCAAGCAAUGGACUUGUGAAUGCAAAGUCAAAAAACACUAGGUCGUUUUCAGGGGAGAGGUUUGGGCCGGUGAUAUGGCCCGGUAAGUCGAGAGUUAUUCCGAAAGGUUGGGAGAUUCCAACAAACGGGAAGAUGCUUAGAGUGGGCAUUCCAGUGAAGAAAGGCUUCUUAAAUUUUGUGGAUGCAAAGACAGAUCCAAUCAGUAACGCAAUGACCCCAACGGGUUACUGCAUUGACGUCUUCGAAGCUGUUCUUAAAAAGUUGCCUUACUCAGUCAUUCCUAAAUAUAUUGCUUUCUUGUCUCCAGAUGAGAACUACGACGAAAUGGUAUACCAAGUCUACAACGGGACGUACGAUGCAGUUGUAGGAGAUGUAACCAUCAGAGCGAACAGGUCAUUGUAUGUCGAUUUCACGCUACCGUACUCAGAGUCUGGAGUGUCUAUGAUGGUCCCUCUCAAAGACAACAAGAACAAGAAUACAUGGGUGUUCCUCAAACCUUGGAGCUUAGACCUAUGGGUCACCACCGCUUGCUUUUUCGUAUUCAUUGGGUUUGUUGUGUGGAUUUUAGAACACAGAGUCAACACCGACUUUCGUGGACCGCCUCACCAUCAGAUAGGCACCAGUUUCUGGUUUGCUUUCUCCACUAUGAACUUUGCCCACCGUGAGAAGGUGGUGAGCAACUUAGCGAGGUUUGUGGUGUUGGUGUGGUGCUUCGUGGUGCUUGUGCUUAUUCAGAGCUAUACAGCGAAUCUCACCUCUUUCCUCACAGUACAACGGUUCCAACCAGCGGUCACAAAUUGGAAAGAUCUCAUAAAAAAUAACAAAUAUAUUGGGUACCAACAAGGCACUUUCGUGCGUGAACUUUUGAUAAGUCAAGGAUUUCAUGAGUCACACCUCAAACCUUUUGGUUCUGCCGAAGAAUGUGACGAGCUUUUUUCCAAUGGGACAAUCACAGCAUCUUUCGACGAAGUGGCCUACAUUAAAGUUAUCCUUUCUGAGAACUGCUCCAAAUAUGCCAUGGUUGAACCUUCCUUUAAGACUGCUGGUUUCGGCUUUGCAUUCCCCAAGAAUUCACCUUUGACAGAUGAUGUCUCAAGGGCCAUCUUGAAUGUGACUCAAGGCGAAGAAAUGCAACAUAUUGAGAAUAAAUGGUUCAAGAAACAAAGUAAUUGUCCUGAUCUAAACACUACUCUUUCGUCCAAUCAUCUCAGCCUUAGUAGCUUCUGGGGUCUGUUUCUAAUAGCAGGCAUCGCUUCAUUCUUGGCACUUCUCAUCUUCGUGGCCAACUUCUUGUACGAACACAAGCAAACACUCUUUGAUGACUCCGAAAAUUCCUUCCGUGGAAAGCUAAAUUUUUUGGUUAGAAUCUUUGAUGAGAAAGACAUAAAGUCGCAUAUGUUCAAGGAGAGUGCCGUUCAUAAUGUGAGUUCACCUAUUACUCAAGGAAGUUCAAGCCCUUUGACCGAUCAUAGCACUCCAUUGCCACUAAGUCCGGCACAAAAUAGGGAUCAGUUUGAGCCAAGAAGAGUGUCUUCCAUCUCGAGCGGAGAUCUUUUCACGGAACAAGUUGAAGAUGAGGAAUCUGCUAUUAUUCAAUAGGUUGGUUUAGGACAAAACCAAAUAAGUGAAAUCAAAGUAGGAGUAGUUCUUGAUCUCAAUACAACAUUUUCCAAGAUCUGCCUCACUUCUAUGAACAUGGCGUUGUCUGAUUUCUAUAAAGACCAUCCUAAUUACCGCACAAGACUUGCGCUUCACGUCAGAGAUUCCAUGAAAGACACUGUUCAGGCUUCAGCUGCAGCCUUGGACCUAAUCAAGAACGAGCAAGUGAGCGCCAUCAUAGGACCAAGAAACUCUAUGCAAGCAGAGUUUAUGAUCAGACUGGCCAACAAAACUCAAGUACCAACCAUCACAUUCUCUGCAACAAGUCCUCUUUUAACAUCCAUCAAAAGUGAUUACUUCGUUCGAGCCACUAUCGAUGACUCAUACCAGGUCAAAGCCAUUGCAGCCAUUUUUGAAUCCUUCGGAUGGAGAAGUGUCGUCGCAAUUUAUGUGGACAACGAGUUAGGUGAAGGAAUCAUGCCUUACUUGUUUGACGCUUUACAAGACGUGCAAGUCGAUAGAAGUGUGAUCUCCCCGGAGGCUAACGAUGACCAGAUUCUAAAAGAACUUUAUAAGCUCAUGACGAGGCAGACUAGGGUUUUCGUUGUCCACAUGGCCUCACGUCUUGCUUCAAGGAUUUUUGAGAAAGCUAGAGAGAUCGGGAUGAUGGAGGAAGGGUAUGUAUGGUUAAUGACCAAUGGAAUGUCGCAUAUGAUGAGACAUAUCAACCAUGGUCGUAGCUUAAAUACUAUAGAGGGCGUGAUAGGUGUGAGGAGCCAUGUCCCCAAAUCGAAAGAGCUCGAAGAUUUCCGUUUGAGAUGGAAAAGAAAGUUCGAGAAGGAGAAUCCGUCGAUAAGGGCGGAUCUAAACGUUUUCGGAUUACGGGCUUUUGAUUCAGCAACUGCAUUGGCCAUGGCCGUGGAGAAAACCAACAUAAGAAGCUUUCCGUACGAUAAUACAAGUGGCUCGUCAAAUAACAUGACAGAUUUGGGGAACCUAGGGGUCUCUCGCUUCGGUAGAAGUCUUGUAAAUGCUCUCUCGGAAAUAAGAUUCAAUGGUUUGGCAGGAGAGUUUAAACUCAUAGACAGGCAGCUCGAGUCACCAAAGUUUGAGAUCAUAAAUUUUGUAGGAAAUGAAGAGAGGAUUAUUGGAUUUUGGACACCGAGCAAUGGACUUGUGAAUGCAAAUUCAAACAAAACAACUUCAUUUACAGGGGAGAGGUUUGGUCCGUUGAUAUGGCCAGGGAAGUCGACUAUUGUUCCUAAAGGAUGGGAGAUUCCAACUAAUGGUAAGAAGAUUAAAGUGGGCGUUCCAGUAAAGAAAGGCUUCUUCAAUUUUGUGGAGGUAAUCACAGAUCCUAUCACUAACAUAACAACUCCAAAGGGUUACGCCAUAGACAUCUUUGAAGCUGCUCUUAAGAAGUUGCCAUAUUCAGUCAUUCCACAAUACUACCGUUUCGAGUCUCCCGAUGAUCACUACGAUGACUUGGUCUACAAGCUCGACAACGGGACUUUGGAUGCAGUUGUUGGAGAUGUAACUAUCACAGCGUACAGGUCUUUGUAUGCUGACUUCACGUUACCGUACACAGAGUCAGGAGUGUCUAUGAUGGUGCCGGUGAGAGACAAUGAGAAUAAGAACACUUGGGUGUUCCUCAAACCUUGGACCUUAGAAUUAUGGGUCACAACUGGUUGUUUCUUCGUCCUCAUUGGUUUUGUUGUGUGGUUGUUCGAACAUAGAGUCAACACAGACUUCCGUGGACCGCCUCACCACCAGAUAGGCACUAGUUUUUGGUUCUCUUUCUCCACCAUGGUUUUUGCCCACCGUGAGAAGGUAGUGAGCAACUUAGCAAGGUUUGUGGUGGUUGUGUGGUGCUUUGUGGUGCUUGUGCUCACUCAGAGCUACACAGCAAAUCUCACCUCUUUCUUGACGGUACAACGUUUCCAACCAGGGGCCACAACUAUGAAAGAUCUCAUAAAAAAUGGGGACUAUGUAGGCUACCAACACGGGGCUUUCGUUAAAGAUAUUCUAAGAAAUGAGGGAUUUAAUGAUUCUCAGCUCAAGCCUUUUGGUUCUUCCGAAGAAUGCGACGCGCUUUUGGCCAAUGGCAGUAUUUCAGCAGCUUUCGACGAAGUUGCCUACCUUAAGGCUAUCCUUUCUCAAUACUGCUCCAAAUAUGCCAUGGUUGAACCUACAUUUAAGACUGCUGGUUUUGGCUUUGCAUUCCCCAAGAAUUCUCCUUUGACAGGAGAUGUCUCAAGGGCUAUCUUAAAUGUGACUCAAGGAGAUGAAAUGCGACACAUCGAGAACAAAUGGUUCAUGAAACAGAAUGAUUGUCCUGAUCCAAAGACCGCUCUUUCGUCUAACCGUCUAAGCCUUAGUAGCUUUUGGGGUCUAUUUCUAAUAGCAGGCAUUGCUUCAUUCUUGGCACUACUCAUCUUCGUGUCCCUUUUCUUGUACGAAAAUAGGCAUACAUUAUGUGAGGAUUCUGAAGAUUCGAUAUGGGGUAAGCUAACGUCUUUAUUCAGAAACUUCGAUGAGAAAGACAUAAAGUCGCAUACUUUCAAGACCAGCGCUGUUCAUAAUGUGAGUUCACCUAUGACUCACUACACCCCGAGCCCUUCAACUGUGCAAAUCGGACCAUGGCCACAAAGCCCAUCACAAAACAGAGGGUUUGAACUAAGAAGAGUGUCUUUUACCCCGAACGAAGAACGCUUAACUACGCAAACUAUGCAUCAUGGAGAUGAAGAAUCUGAUAUUGGAUUCAAAGAAGCUUACGCUCGUGCUAAAUCGGCGAAAUCUCCGACGAAUCCACAAGCUUUGUUUAUUGAGGAAAGAUCAUGUGUUUGGAGCUAUGUCGAUCUAAGAUUUUUAGAUGAUGAAGACGAAGUUUGCAUCUGCGAGGAACUUGACGAUUUGGUACUUGGAGAACUUGAGGCUGAAGAAGGCACUAGAAUGGACAUCUCAGUUUCUGUGCCACCAAAACCUCAUCCUUCAGUUGGAACUUCUUCUAUCUCUGCUGCACAUGAAAACCAGAAGGAACCUCAUCUUUCAGUUGGAACUUCUUUUAUCUCUGCUGCAUAUGAAAACCAGAAGGAACCUCAUCCAUCAGUCGGAAUUUCUUCCAUCUCUGUAACAUAUAGUGAUACAUGUUCAACGGCUGAAAAGGGAAUAGGCAAUAAGUCAUUGGAUUUGCUUCCUGCUCCAGAUCGUAGUCCGAUUCCUAUAGGCGGUGUACAUUCAACACAGAUGAUAAAUGUACUUGGAGGAUGCGUGCAAUGAGGGUAGACUCUUCUGAUUUCUUUGUGGUGAAAAGUAUUGUCAUGAGCACACAUGUGACACUACACACAGAAAUGAAAAUCAUAGGCAAGCUACUGCGAAGUUAUAAAAUCUCUUUUUAUGU
Molecule: messenger RNA, 8881 nt
Organism: Arabidopsis arenosa
Lineage: Eukaryota; Viridiplantae; Streptophyta; Magnoliopsida; Brassicales; Brassicaceae
Source: the annotation of a GenBank genome assembly